Messenger RNA from Cladocopium goreaui, 1290 nucleotides. Lineage: Eukaryota; Dinophyceae; Suessiales; Symbiodiniaceae. The record is from the annotation of a GenBank genome assembly.
AUGGCCAAAGACGCCGGCAUUGGGAAUGUGCGAAUGGUUUUGGGCUCGGACAGCUCGUUCACAGCAAUCCUGGAAGAUGGAGAAGUGGUUGCCUGGGGAAAUCCCAAUAGCCGCCUGAUCAGCUACAAUCAUGAACGGAUGAGGACGGUGCAACAAAUCCGGGCCUCGGACUACGCCUUCGCCGCGGUGCUGUCGGACCAGAGCGUCAUCACCUGGGGCCAUCACUCCUUCGGCGGCAACAGCAGUUCCGUCCAAGACCAGUUGAAGAACGUCUUGGACGUGGUCUCCUCUCAACGAGCUUUUGCUGCCAUGAAAAGCGACGGUUCAGUGGUCACCUGGGGCGAUCCCAACAGCGGAGGUGACAGCAGCAAAGUUCAACAUCAAUUGAGACGGGUGCAGAAGGUCGUGUCUUCCUACGACGCUUUCGCAGCCAUUCUGCUGGACGGAUCUGUGGUGACCUGGGGCGAUGGAGGAUCUGGAGGUGACAGCUGCCAAGUGCAUCUCAGAAGUGUACGGGAAAUCGCCGCCUCUGGCGCAGCCUUUGCUGCCAUUCUGGCGGAUGGUCGUGUCGAGACCUGGGGAGAUGAUCGCUAUGGUGGAGAUUGCAGCAGUGUCAAAGCUCAGCUGCUGGACGUUCAGACCAUCUGCGGCUCCGCCGGCGCCUUUGCUGCCCUACGCUGUGGCGGUUCCGUCGUGACCUGGGGCGGUGCCGACUAUGGCGCCGACAGCAGCCGGGUGCAAGGACAGUUGAAGAAAGUACAGCAAAUCCACUCCACCUUUCAUGCCUUUGCUGCGAUUCUGGAGAAUGGAUCGGUGGUUUGUUGGGGCGAUGCAGAUUCUGGUGGUGACUGCAGCAGUGUUUCAGAUCAGCUGGUGGACGUCCUCCACAUUUCUUCCACAGGAGGAGCCUUCGCUGCGGCUCUGAAAGAUGGCUCUGUGAUCACUUGGGGCAAUCCCGAAUAUGGAGGCGAUAGCAGCAGCGUGCAGCACUUGAUCAGAUGUGUUGGAAACAGCCUUUGGGCCUUCGGAGUUCUAUGCUUUUGGCACGAACCUUUCGUGCAGGCAGUGGGGCGACGUGCCAUCACCAGCGCAGCAGACCUCACUGCACAGGAGAUGGCCAAUGUGAGCUUCGGCCUUCGGACACUUCUUUGCUGGCGCAGGUUGUCCAACGUGGCAAGCUACGUUUUGAUGCGAAGGCAAAGCAAAGAUCCCACCGCUGCUGAAGUAAGCUCGCUUGAAAUGCUACUGCUGGACGGGGCCGAGGGGGUCCAUGUCCAUCCUGACGGAUGA